Molecule: messenger RNA, 891 nt
Organism: Eruca vesicaria subsp. sativa (arugula)
Lineage: Eukaryota; Viridiplantae; Streptophyta; Magnoliopsida; Brassicales; Brassicaceae
Source: the annotation of a GenBank genome assembly
AUGGCGCAUGAGAAAGUCGUGGACCUACAAAGGAUAGCGAACGAUAAGACAAGGAUGACAACUUACAAGAAGAGGAGAGCCUGUCUUUACAAGAAGGCAGGAGAGUUCUCAACUCUCUGCGGCGUCCAGACAUGUCUCAUCGUCUACGGGCCCACCAAAGCGACCGAUGAGGUGAUUUCCAAACCUGAUAUAUGGCCGGAGGACGAGAGCAAAGCCAGAGACAUCAUACGCAGGUACAGAGACACAGCGUCGAACAGCUGCAGGAAAGAAGCCCACGUGGAGACUUUCGUUAACGAUAAAGGUAAGGCAAAAGAGAUGGAGAGUAAUAAUAAUAAGAGAGGGAUGAAUAACAAGAAUAAGUAUUGCUGUUGGGAUGAGAAGCUAGAGAAGUGUUCACAAGAGCAGCUGCGUGGGAUUUUUGAUGACGUGGGAAACAAGUUACAUGAAGCUAUAACGAGACAGAGUCGUAAUACGUUUAGGGCCCAGCAUCAAACCAUGGAGUCACAAUUCCCACAGAUUUUAAUGGAUUCCCAUUACGUGUCACAAUACUUUGCUGGUAACCAGCAGCAACAGUGCUUGAUGUUCCCAUAUAAUAAUAUGAGUGUCCCGUUGUUCUCGGCUAAUGAUGAUCAGAUUCCAAUGGAGCCGAUUCUAGUGGAUAAUUUUGCCGACUCAGGGGUAAAUCAAGGCUUCAUGAUGUCGAAGGGAAACGAAGGUACUCAGUUUAUGCAGAGGCAAGCACCUUAUUACAGUCUUGAACCGUUUGUACCGAGAUCUGCAACUUUUAAUGUCAACUCAUUCACGGGCUAUCAUCAGGUCCCAUAUAAUAUUCCUCGGUUACCGGAUAAUCAAGCUGGAGGAUGGGAUUUUAUGGGGAAGAAACCGAUUUGA